AUGGGUGAACAGUCGAUCCCACCGAAGGAAAAUGAUUUUUCCCAAAACAAUAAAGACCCUCACAACGGGGAAGCAAUGAAUGGUGAUGAAAAUGAAGACGAAAACGAGGAAGACAUGACUCCUGAAGAAUUUGCCAAUUUGGAUAAUCAGCUGAAUGCUCUGCACUCUGCCUUGGAUGAAAUUGAACAAAAAAACGAUAGUAUUCAUUCGCAGCUUUUGCAAUUGCUUAACGCCAAUAGAGAGGUGAGGCAACAACUGAAGUUAGAUCAAGAAGCAAAUUCCCCUAUGGACACAGAUUCAAAUACGCCAAAGCAAUAAGUAUUAGAAAACCAGAUGUGCAUUUUCAUUAUAACUUAAUGUUUCUUUAUAGAUAGAGUUUACACAAAUCAAAUUUGACCUCAUUUUUUCCUUUAAAUAUUUAUUGUCUUCACCCCUUCAAGAAACAUUGACAGUUUUGCCUAAUUU
Phaedon cochleariae (mustard beetle) is the source of this 465-nucleotide messenger RNA. Lineage: Eukaryota; Metazoa; Arthropoda; Insecta; Coleoptera; Chrysomelidae. The record is from the annotation of a GenBank genome assembly.